Molecule: messenger RNA, 1666 nt
Organism: Pyricularia grisea
Lineage: Eukaryota; Fungi; Ascomycota; Sordariomycetes; Magnaporthales; Pyriculariaceae
Exons: 2
Coding region: 336-1550 (404 amino acids)
Biological process (GO): beta-D-galactose catabolic process via UDP-galactose, Leloir pathway; glucose metabolic process
Molecular function (GO): carbohydrate binding; aldose 1-epimerase activity
Source: RefSeq, a predicted model, not a curated record
CCCGGUGAUGAUGUGGUAUGGGCAGGGAUUGGAAGCUUUCCACUUUCCCCGCUCGGAGUAAAAUACACCGUGACGAAUCGCCUGAAUCAACCUACUACCCUCGAGGUGAGGUGCUAGCAAUAUGUGCAGAUCCACGUCUGGUCCAAGUAUAAAAUGCAUCUCACCUGCACGUCCGUUUGACUCGGCGGUCGAGCCUCUCCUUUCCCUGGUCUCCCGCCCACUUCGCUCCUAAAAAGUCAAUUGGCCCUAACUGAGCCCGAGCCCAUAGCCAAUUCCUCAAAAGAAACCGGCUCUUAGUCAGUCUGUAUAGGUAGCAGACUCAUCUGAUCGUCAACAUGCGAGGCAGUCUACUUGCUUUGGCCGGCCUGCUGGCACCUUUCUGUGCAGCACAGGCAAGCGGAAACACUACCCAGUCGACACCGAAGCCUGAUAAGGAUGGGAAGUACUGGAUCUAUGGCAAAGGCAUCUCGGCGGCUUUCGUCCCGUACGGAGCCUCGAUAGCCAAUCUGAUGAUCCAUGACAAGCAUGGCAUCGAAAGGGACAUCGUCACGGGAUUUGACAACGCCACCUUCUACACCGAGGACAAGAAGCAUGAUCACUUUGGUGGUAUUCCUGGCAGGUAUGCGAACCGCAUCAAGAACAGCACCUUUGAGAUCGACGGUGUGCAGUACAAGAUUCUGCCCAACGAGCACAAGACUGCAGAGUUCCCCGAGGGGCUCAACACCCUCCACGGAGGUCCCAAUGGGUGGGACUGGCGCAACUUCACCGUUGUCUCGCACUCCAACGACAGCAUCACCUUCUCCAUCCACGACGCUGAUGGUGAGCAGGGCUUCCCUGGCGAGGUGGUGUCGUAUGUCACCUACACCUUGAAGGACAUGCAGUGGGACUUCAAGAUCAUCGCCCUCUCCUUGACCAAGAAGACGCCCAUUAUGUUGACCAGCCACACCUACUGGAACCUUGAUGGCUUCUCCAACAACGAGACAAACACCAUCUUCAACCACACCUUCCACAUGCCGUAUGGUGGCCAGAGGGUUGCUGUCGACAACAUCCUCAUCCCGACCGGCGACAUUCUGGCCAACCAGCGAUACUCUGUCAACGACUUUUGGAGCGCUCCCAAGCAAAUUGGUGCCAACAUGACCUCUCCUGAUCUGCUUGGCAACUGCGGUUACAACUGCACCGGAUACGACAACUGCUGGCUUGUCAACCGUGACCAGAGCGGCCCCUUCGAUUGGCGCGAGAGCGAACCCGUGGCGAGCCUGUCUUCAGCCUGGUCCGGCAUCAAGCUCGACAUCUACUCCGACCAGGAGGCCUUCCAGAUGUACUCGUGCGGUGGCCAGGACGGCACCAUGCCGCUCAAGAAGACCCAGGGCAUUAACGACAACCCGGAAUUCCCUCGUACCAUUCCCCAGUACGGCUGCGUCGUGCUUGAGGUCCAGGACUACAUUGACGCCAUCAACCAGCCCAGCUGGGGACGUCAAAAGAGGCAGAUCUUUGGCCCCAGCGACGACCCUUAUGUCGUGCAGGCCAGCUACCGCUUCAGUGUGCAGUAAGCGCACUUUUGGGAGAAAGAGAAGAGAGUUAUGUUUAUAUGAGGCACGUGCGACGACGAGUUUUGUAUAUGUGAUUUAUUUCACUAUCGUGGUUGCCGUGGCUUCGAAUGUCUCAC